This is a messenger RNA of Saprolegnia parasitica CBS 223.65, 3093 nucleotides long. RefSeq lists its product as hypothetical. NCBI's taxonomy places the organism in Eukaryota, Oomycota, Saprolegniomycetes, Saprolegniales, Saprolegniaceae. Bases 1 to 3087 code for a protein of 1028 amino acids. The transcript is spliced from 9 exons. The record is from RefSeq and is a predicted model, not a curated record.
AUGGUCGGGGCAGGCGAGGGCAAGGUCUUCAAGCGAACACGGCUCGGUGUUGUGCUCCCCAACCUCCCCGAGCCCGUCGCCGUCCUCGAGCGAGGAAAGCCGCUUGGCGUGCUCCAGACGGAGCUCGACGACCACCAGCGCAAGGAGCUCGAUACAAUCCUGUGCAACCUCCAGCGACGACUCGACCAGGCGCUGGCUUCUCUACCGACGUCGCAGCCGCUGCCUCGUUUGCGGGAGGGCGAGGCUACGAGCGAGGUGCAGUUCCCAUGGAGCGCUGCGCUCGUGGCGCGCAAGAUCGCGGAUGCUGUCGCCGCCGAGUCGGACCCGGACCACCCACUCACGCCUUUAGACACAUUGACGAUCGCGCUGGAAGUCGUCCAAGCGUGCUUCAGCGACGACGACGACGGCCAUCGCGUGCAUGUGGGUUGGACCAAGCUACUCGCAGGCCUGCUCGACCGCAUGGAGGCGAUGCUCGUGCGCAAGGCCGCCAAAGAUCGAACGCAAGUCGCGUCGUUUGUCGCCGCGAUCGGCCCCGAGCAAGCGCCGAGCGCGCCGUCUCCGCGGGCGCAGCUACGAGAGCUCAAGCUCGCGCUCGCGUCGCCGCGGCAUCGCUGCAGCAAGCCACCCUCGCUCGCGUUUGAGCUCACCGACAAGGCUGCGUAUGAGACGCGCGCCUCCGCCCGCCGCCUUGAGCUGCCCAAGGUCGCACCCGACAACUCGUACCGGCACGUUCGCCGGUGCCGCGCCUUUCCGCCGACCCGCGUGCCCGAGGACGAAGUCAUCCAGCGCAUCUACAACUACUGCCCCGUCGAGUCGCGCUUCGACUUGCGCUCCGUCUCGCUGAAUCUGCACGCGAUGGACUCGUCCAAGCCGUGGACGGUCGUCGAGUUCCCCAAGGCUCGGCCGCCGCUCUCGAAAGACCAAGUGAACUAUCUCUUCCAGUGGCAGCGCCUGCGCUACGAGAAGCUCUGCACAGCGCAGGCGAUGGAAACCGAGUGCCACGCCAAGCUCACGCUGACGCUCGACUACGCCGACGCGGUCAUGUACGAGCUCUCGCGGCUACUCUUUGACAAGUGCCCGACCUCGAGUCACUUUCUCUACGGUCUUUGGCACGGCGUCUCGAGCACGAUGGCCUCGAUGAACAAGUCGAUCGAAGACGAGAUCGUUGUGCUCAGCCAGACCCUCAAGACCCUCAAAGUGGAAGUCGACCAGCUCGAGCGACGCCACGAGCAGCAGCGUGCGACCAUGGACGUGCUCCAUGGAAAGCUCCAGCACAAGCACAAGAUUGUGGCGGCCGAGAAGGACCUUGGCAUUCGCCUCCGAAACGACCUCAACAAGUAUCUGGCUGCCGAUCAGAUUCUCGUGCGUCUGACGAGCCAGCUCGUCCAGACCGUGCUGGACGCGUUCCCAGACCAGCCGCGCGCCGCGCCCCGCUUCUGCACCGGCAUUGAGAUCGUCGAGGAGCUCCGCCGGUCGCUGGACGCCAAGUUCAGCCUUGCUCAUAGCGAUACGUUUGUGCGGGCGUUCGCAUCCGCGUCUUCAGAGGAUGCCGCGACGCACCAUGGCCAUAGCGUGCUCUCGAGCUUCGAAGCCAGCGCCGUGAGCACGGAGCUUGAAGCAGCGCUGAAGCGCCUCGCCCUCCUCACCACGCUGAGCAGUCCCGACUGCACGCUCGGAUGGGACCCGCAGCUGGUGUGGCAACACGCGUUCUUCAUUCCACCGAUCCAAGAACUGCUUGAAAUGGAAGGCCAGCUGCAAGAGCUCAUCGCGACAGUGGAGAGCCAAUCGAGAGCACCGGUUCGCCGACGCUGCGGCCGAAGUGCCCAAACAGAGACGGCACCGCUCACAGCGCAGAGCACCGGGCCUCGCCACAUAAAGCAAGCUGUGCGCAUGGCGGCCACCGCGCAUGUGGUGGCGCCCUCGUUGGAGCAGACGCCCAACAAGCGCCUCGGAGACCACAAGCGAACAGUGCCUGCAUCGUUCCAGCACUGCGUCCAGCAUUUGCGCGCCGAGUACGUGCCAUACAACUAUACGGUGGCCGCGACGCAUCGGAUCCUCUCGUUCGUCAUCAACGAGAUCAUCCUGCAGCUCUCGAGCGGCGCUUCUGACGGCAGCAAAGCGCAAGCGCCUACGGAGCUCCUCGCCUUGUCGCCGCAAGACAUGGUGUACCGCAUCUUCCUCGAGCGCUUCCGCGUGCCUCGCUUUGCGAACGAGCGGCUCGUGGACCUCGUAACGAGUCUCUCGCACCUCGACACGCAGAGCGAGAAGAUCCAUCUCUGGAGCCGCCUCUUGGGCCUCGCGGGCGUCGACGCGCUCCCGCGCAUGGCGUUUUGGUUUGCUCUGCACGCGUUGCACGUGCUCGCCAAGGUGUCGCACGACGGCUACUACCUCGUCGAGAGCGACGGCGGCGAGUUUGUCGGCCAGCAGCAAGCGUUCGACGCCAUGAACAUCGUGUUGUCGCAUUUCUCGAAUGACGCGCUGCAACGCGCCAAGGCCAAGGUCGCGAGCUUGGCGCAGAUCUACGGGACCAUGUGGAUCCCUCUCUACGCAGUGCUGGCCAUCUGCGUCGACGAGUGGGAAGCGCGCUACGCGACCACCAAGCUGCACAUCGAGACGAGCUUCGGGCAAGCGGUCGACUCGUUCGAGACGUUCCGGACCAUCGUCGCCGGCUUCAACGCCCGCGCGCACCCGUACGCUGCGGCCAGCGCGUACCAAGCGGCGCUGCGGGUGGCGGCGCGGCCCAAGCCGCUGCACUGUAGCGCGGCGUGUUUGGAGUGCGGCGUUGUGCCGAUCGAGGCGAGCGCUCUCUUCGAGAAGACGCUGCUUCUCUUUGCCGCACCGAGCGACGGCAUGCUCCUCCAACACGCCGACCUGACGUACGCCCUUUUGAAAAACGUCUGGGCCGCCACGAGCCACGAGAUUGUCACCGGCAUCGAGCGCCAGACGCACCUCGACAGCACCGCCGGCUUGCGCCUCGUGACACCGCUCGAACACAUUCUGCGCGACGAGCCGCUCCAAGGCACGCACGCGUGGCACCUCUUUCACGAGCUACUGCACAUCGUCCACACCCCCGACGUCCUUGUCUAGUCAAAU